Messenger RNA from Porites evermanni, 1558 nucleotides. Lineage: Eukaryota; Metazoa; Cnidaria; Anthozoa; Scleractinia; Poritidae. The record is from the annotation of a GenBank genome assembly.
AUGAGCACGGCCAAGUUGUUUCUAUUUGCCAUGGCAAUAGCCGCCGUUUUCUUUGUUGACGUAAAUGCUCGAGUUGCUGCCCAUUAUAACAAUCAUGAGGUCAGUUGUCAUUCUCGAAAGUAAGAUGGUAGAAAUAUUUACUAUAACACUCUCCCAGGCCUAGGUUUUGUCAUUCGUUAUUAUUAUAUGGGUACAAUAGUGCGCGCGCUCUGAUUGGCUGGCUGCUGAGAGGACAAGAUUUUCUUGUAAUCGACCAGGCAUUAUGGAAAUUUUUCGACGGCUCGACAGUUCUUUUGAGUUGUGAGUAAAACCCACGAGCGCGAAGACGAAAACAACAAAAAAUAAGGACAAAAUAUACAUGUAACUAUCUUUUCAAUAACCGAAAGAAAAAUACUAUGUCUUACCGAUACUUCUUUAGUAUAAGCGAGGAAAACCUCUUGCGCGUCCAGGCGGGUGUUUAAAAUUACUUCCGGUGUUUUGGUAUUCUUUUUAAGAAUAACGCUAAAAAAGGCCAUAUAAUAAGCAACUUAUUAACUUCGUUAAUUCGGUCAUUACAGGGAAAUUUCAGACAUCGGCCUUGAUGUGUUGCCCUCGCUAUCGCUUUGUCAAUACAUCAAGGUCUCGGUCGGAGAUUAUUUCCCUUUAAUGACCCAACGGACGGACUUAAUUAAGUGGUAUUGAGAGGAGCUUUAAAGCUUAUUUAGACAAAUACACACUGCCUUUCAUCGCGGCUUCUGAAAUAUCAAUUAUCCCACGGGCUUCCUACAAAUUGCUAGAAAACGAUUACCUGGUUCUUACACCAGCAAAGCAUUUCCUGAACAUUUUCUUCAAAGUUUUACACAACGGUAGACUGUUUAGUAGGGGAUAGGCGGUAUCAUGACUAACCUGAGAUCAGGCCCAAUUUUAGCGGUUCUCAUACAUUCUCCUCUAAAAGCGAAACGAAAAUAGAGCCUGAUCUCGGGUUAUACAUGACCCACCUACACAUGCAGGAUCCAUUAUACAUCUCCUCCUUAAAUUUAUUAUUCCCUCCCUGUUUGAUAAACAGAUAGCAUCUAUUUGGAAAAUACUCCUUUCCCAACCAGCUGUUUUAUUUCUUUUUUAGGCCUACAAUGAAUUGGUGAAAAGCGGAGGUAGGAAAAUAAUAAUUGUUCCAUCCGGUAACCAACGUAUUUUGCCAAGAAACACUGUGCGCUAGAACACGCUAGCAUUUUGAUGCCUAUUGCAAAUCACCGAGAUUUCCCAGCGCGAGAAACCACUACAAACACCACCAUCACAUUUCCAUCAUGAACUUCAUCAUCAUUUUGGCCACACUCGUACUCUUUUAACUAUUUUAUUUUCAUGUGAAUAUAAAGCUUAUUUAUGUUUUGUUAUUUCCUCUUUAGACCGGUUACACGAAUUAUUUAGCCGAACGAGUUGUCAGUGCCGCGGUGAAGGUUUUAGUGAUUCUGGCUACGGAAGUGGGACAACCUUCUGGUUUGUCGGAUGUAGCGGCAACUGGCAAGACUGCAAAGAACCAAGCUUUAUGACCAGUUGUUGCCGAGAAAAAGGGAAAAAAUGA